CCACUAACCAUUGGAUCACUGCUAGGAAAUGACAUGCAUGAAGAAUAGCUCAAAAGGGAAGUACCAAUCAAGAGUUGGAAGGGUUUCGGAGGUCUCCGGUGUGACAGGUUGCUCAUCACACACGAAAGGAACAUCUCUGAAUCCAAACUGGUGAAGAAAGCCUUUGCCAUUCAUCCACAUACCAGAUUCAAUUUCUUCAUUGACUGGACUAGCAACCAGUGGGACCAAGUGCGUAGCACUGCAGGACGAGCGUGAGACCUCACACAUCACACCAUGGCUCAAUAUGACCAACUGGAAGAUAAACAUUCGCUGGAUAUCCACGACAACCCCACAACCCCUGACAAUAUUGUAAAAGAGGAAGACAAUACUGUAUACUUCGUUUAUGAGGAGGAGGUGGAAGUAGAGGAGAAGGAGCCCGAGCCUGAGCCCGUUGUUAUAUUGGUGAAUGACAAACCACACAAGUUCAAAGACCACUACUGCAAGACACCCAAGUUCUGUGACGUCUGUGCUCGUAUGAUAGUCCUCAACAACAAGUUUGCUCUGACGUGCAAAAACUGCAAGACCAACAUCCACCACUCGUGCCAGUCCUAUGUUGAGUAUCAGAAGUGCUUUGGCAAAAUUCCCCCAGGUUUCAGACGAGCAUACAGUUCCCCUCUAUACAGUAGUGACCAGCCAGAUGCAGCCCACUCCAACCGGAACGACCCUGUGUUUGACACCCUGCGGGUUGGGGUUGUCAUGGCAAACAAGGAGCGCAAGAAGGGGUCUGAAGACAAGAAGAAUAUGAUGAUGAUGAUGAUGGAGGAAGAGGAAUCACAACAACCCAAAGAAGACGAGCAGGCAGAAGGAAAACCCGAGGGGGAUAAGAAGGGAGACAAGGCUGACAAAGCAGAUGACAAGAAAAAGAAGGAGAUGGGAAACAUGGGAAAUCAGUCCCAUUACUACCUGGCUCUGUACCGCUUCAAGGCUAUUGAGAAAGACGACCUUGACUUCCAUCCUGGUGAUCGAAUCACUAUAAUUGAUGACGCCAAUGAAGAAUGGUGGAGGGGGAAGAUUGGUGAGAAGACAGGUUACCUCCCCACCAAUUACAUCAUCAGAAUAAAAACGGGGGAGAGGGUGUUCAAGGUGACACGGUCCGUCGUGGGAAACAGAGAGAUGGGACAGAUCACUCUGAAAAAAGACCAGAUCGUGGUGAAGAAGGGAGAGGAGGUGAAUGGCUACCUGAAGGUCAGCACCGGCCGCAAGCUGGGCUUCUUCCCCGCCGACCUGCUCCAGGAGAUCUGAAACUUACCCGGAUCACAACCACAACCAUAGGACUUGGGUCACACUGUCACCAGGACCAUAAUCACACAAUUCAUCAAACCCAGUUCCAGUGAACACACGUGACCAGGCACAGCAUUUUUAUACUACCAAUCUAGCACCACUAUCAUUUUCCACCUGUAGGGGCCUAGGUCUGAUCUGAUGAGUCUGUAAGCUGUUUGAAGGCUGGGAAGGUUCAGAGAGGGCAAGGUUAUUGAGUGUAACCUAAUACUGCAGCCUCCCCAGCCUGUUGAACUGGGUCAGCCGGCCAUGCAAUCCGAGCUGGAUGGAGAAAUGUGUUAGGUAAGACCGUAAAUGUGUGUGUUGGGAAUUUGAAACGUUAACAUGUUUGUGUCAUUUUAAUGUGAUUAAAACUGGACAACCUUAAACUAGAUAUUCAACAAGGUUCAAAAGGCAAUGGCUGUAACUGCUGUAAGUAGCUAGGAUUUCUACAUCAUUUUUGUUAUUCAUUCAAACACAUUGAUAUUUUGGAGCCUAUUGCUUACUCUCACUGUAGUAGUUCCUUGUUUUUAUACGCAGCUGAAAUACUAGUGCUUUAUUUUCCCCUUGAUAUCAAUGUUAAAGGGAGCUUGUUAAAGUGCAUGUUGUAUUUUUUUUGAUGCAUGGGCCCGUCUUUUAAAAUCAUUGCCAAAACAAUGUGGUGUGUAUUUGAGGAAUUUAUAUAGAGCAAUAGCCUAUGCUGACACACAGACCCACAUGCUUUUGCCAGACUAACGUAGGCCUAUCAUUGAUGCAAGAUUGUAACAUUACAGUACAGCCAUUUGUAAUUCAUCUUCUAUUGAAAUACCAACAGUGCAGUACCAAGUGCAGGCUUAUCCCAUGUAUUGUCUGUCAUGAUAUGCAUCCCUUCAAAACCUGUAUAACUCUGUGAUACCGUCACAGUAAACUUCAAUGACUGACCAUUGUGUAAACAUGAAAUCAAUUCACAAUUAGAAAUAAUGUACUUUCUUUUUUGUAGCAGUAUUUUGCAUUCACUGAUUUGUGUGUGUCUACUAUAAUUCAGGACUCAUAUGCCUAACCUAAACAGGUAGGCCUUAUCAGUUCAGCUUUUGUCUACAAAAUAGUCAUAACAGGUACUCAUGUCAUGUAUCUUGAUCCAGUGAUGGGGACCAGAGCCAUAUAUUUGUUCUAAAUACAUGGCCCUGAUGUUGACAACUAGUGAUGUGCAGUUUGCGAACGAUAUUUAUUUAUGUCGUUAUUUUUUAACUACUCUUUUUUUCUGACUCGAGAGACAUUAUUUGUUUUUUUUGAGUGACUCGUUCAUUUUAGUCCUUCAUUUGACUUUCUUCCUCUUCUUCUUCCUCGUCCUCUUCCCCUUCUUCUUUCUCUUCUUCUUCCACUUCUUCUACUUCUUCGGCAUCAUGUCAUUCACACAUUUUGUUUGUGAAUGCCGCUAGCUACCUAAAUUUGCACCAACAACUAACCCUACACUUAUUUGUAUAACACUCUAGUUUUUAUCAUGAAAAAAUGCAUGUAAAAACUGUCCAAUUAUGGAGAAUGUCCUAGCUCCAUAUAUGAAAUUAAGGAAAUGCGUAUAUGGAGCAUGUCUACUCCUUAUAUCUAAUAAAAUGUCAGAUAUACA
Salvelinus fontinalis (brook trout) is the source of this 2899-nucleotide messenger RNA. RefSeq names its product SH3 and cysteine-rich domain-containing protein 3-like. Gene Ontology annotation, biological process: skeletal muscle contraction; positive regulation of voltage-gated calcium channel activity; positive regulation of protein localization to plasma membrane. Gene Ontology annotation, cellular component: extrinsic component of cytoplasmic side of plasma membrane. Gene Ontology annotation, molecular function: protein binding. The record is from RefSeq and is a predicted model, not a curated record. Bases 274 to 1281 code for a protein of 335 amino acids. The transcript has 13 exons. Lineage: Eukaryota; Metazoa; Chordata; Actinopteri; Salmoniformes; Salmonidae.